CACUUUUACACAGAUAUAAAUCUGGCCUGAUCUUCGAUUUCCUCAGUUUUCAAAUACAUUCUAUUCAUACCGGGAUGCUCGAGUUUGCCGAACAAAUAACACAUCGUCUAUGCUGAGUGAGUACUUUUGCACCACACAUACUUCAAUUUUCAGGCGCCAUGAUCGCCUUCCAUCUGCAAUCACAAGUUGUUCUGCGAUUGAAGAUAUCUACAUAGAAGUAUCAACUGUGAACUGAACUAAUCGCCAUAUCUAUACAGCUGCAAAGGUAUUUCGAAAUCCACAAACAACUCCCUUCUCCCCGCCAUGAUAUCUCUGCACAUCAUAUUCUUGCUAAUCUGCGCUCUAUACGUCAAAUAUAAUCAUGCUUGGGCCUAUCGUAGUAAAUUCGACGAGCUCAGGAUGUCGCCAUUUUUCAUCGACAAAACCGAAUUCCUGCGAUUACUAUUCGAUCCAUCAUGUUCCGCUUCAGCAGACCAGUUCUACUUCAUCACAGCUCCUCACCGGUUCAGUAAAUCGACUCUGCUACGUAUGACCCAAAGCUUCUGCGAAAUGGAGCUCGAUUCGAACGGUGAUCCUAAACCUUACUCGGAGACCGAAGCUUAUAAGGUAUUCAAGGAUACGAGAAUCUUCCAAUACUCGAACCUCGUCCAGAAGAAUCUAGCCAGUUACCCUGUUAUCUUUUUGGAUAUGACGAAAUACGCUGCGAUGCACCAGAGUCAUCGUAAAAUCGCCGUCGAGCUCAAUGACAAGUUCUUAGAUGCGAUAAAACCGUUCAAUUUACGUCUGGAGAGAAUCCAGCGAUAUAUACGAGAAGGGUAUCCGGAUAAUUACACUAUGAGCAUAUCGUCUAGACGUUUCAUCGAGACACUCUACGCUCGCAAUAUGACCAUCCAGACUUUAGACAGUUCGCUCAUGCUGUUGGUGAAAUUCCUGUAUGAGUUGUUCGACAACAGGCAGGUCAUUUUGUUGAUAGACGAAUACGAUAAUACUGCUCUACGCAGCUACAUCUUUCAACGCGGAUACACUGCUCGUAAUUAUCGUAAACUCAACAAAAUAUUAUUCAAAUUGAUCAAAGGAGGCAAGAACUUCAUCAGGAACAUCGUGAUGAUGGGUGUAUCGAGUUUGGCCUUCGCUUCGGACGAUAUAUUGCCCAAACACAUGACCCAUAUGUGUUUCCUCAACGAUCACUCUGUCAUGCCUUAUCUGGGAGUCACCGAGACCGAACUGACCGAUAUUUUCGACAAAUAUCAAUGCUGCGACGAAGAGAGAGCAGCUAUCGUCGAUUACUACCGACCUUACAGGACAGCUAUCAAGAAAGCAGCCGUUUACCAUCCUUAUUCGUUGAACUCUUACUUCACCUUGAGAACCCUGCCUGUAUGGGAAGAUGCCCUCAAGCCACACUGGAGGAAACUCGAAGGCCAAGGCUUGAACGCGCCGUUUUACAAAAGCGAGCUGUUUAGAAAAACCAUCGACGAUAUACUGUCCAAUAAAACGGUUCGAUUGAAGCUACGUAAACAGCAACCAGGCAAUGCUCUCGAUCAACUCGAGCUACUCAGAGACCAAAAUUUUCAAUCUAUCACCGACGAGCAAGUAUUCAUAUUUAUCAGGCUGUAUUUCGAGCUGGGUUACAUAUCUCAUGCGGAUAGGGAUUCGCACGCUUAUAUUAUACCAAACAACGAUGCCAGAAUGAUCGUCGAGUUUGACAGAGAAGUGUACUGGAGUCGAUUUGCCAAAAGGGAUCUCAAUGUGACUUUGCCUCCGACUAUGCGACCCCCGUCGCAAGAUCAAUUCUUCGACGAUCCUGAUGUGGUUCCUGCUGCCGAAUCGGGUAUUUCGUUGGUCGAAGAAGAGCCUCUGGAUCCGGAUUGCGUGCCUCCGCCACCUCGGCCGGAAAGACCUCGGCCGGAAAGACCUCAGCCGGAAAGUGAAGAAGAGGAAGAGGAGACGACAUCGGCUACCAUCGAACCGAUCACGUAUGAUUUACGAUCGAGGUAUAAACGAGAGGUGAAGGUUGACUUUUGAGAAUCUCGUGCUAAAGGAAUCAUUAAUUUAUGGUGUCAAGACAACAGUUUAUGGUGUAGUUAGGAGAGAGAAAUUUGAGAAAAUUGUAGGUAGGAUGUUUUUCGUUUUCUUCGAGGAAAAAUAUGUCUGUAUUUGUACAGUAAAAAUUGAAAUUUUACUUAUAUGUAUUUGUCUAAUUUAAGCGUGUAAAUAACCCAAAUUCAUGGGCCAUGUAAAUAAUUAAUAUGUUAAAAUGACAAAUUAAAAAAACCUAAUUCGUU
This is a messenger RNA of Planococcus citri (citrus mealybug), 2282 nucleotides long. RefSeq lists its product as uncharacterized. Bases 304 to 2022 code for a protein of 572 amino acids. The record is from RefSeq and is a predicted model, not a curated record. The transcript has a single exon. Lineage: Eukaryota; Metazoa; Arthropoda; Insecta; Hemiptera; Pseudococcidae.